AUGCUGCAAAAGUGGAGUGUUGUCUUCUUGGCCUUGUGGUUUACAUGCGCUUCUGCCAGGGAUGCUGUUCAGUCUGAGAACACGUCGCCCGGCUGCACAUUGAACAAUCAGAGCUGUGAGACUCUCCGCCUCAGCACUAAGUUGGGCUCUUCUGUUCUCCUGCCCUGUAACUUCACCCAAGCCCAAAACAUCGUCUCCUGGAUCCAGUCGCCCACCGUAAACGUGGUGACCAUCACUCCGACGGGACGAGUGAACUUCUCUGACCCCAGAUUUGGAAGAAUACACACAUUUCCAAAUGAAGGCUCACUGGGAAACUACUCUAUCUCCAUCAGCAAUGUUAAUCACACCGACCUGGGCUGUUAUCGAUGUCUGAACCAAGAGAAAUGUGUUCAAGUGGGGUUGGUUCUCGAAACAGAGGCAGACAUCUGGCUGUUUCCAUUUUCCAUUUACAUCGUUGCUGCCGUGGCGAUCGUCGUCGUUCUAGGUGUGGGAUGCUUCCUCUGUGUCAACUUUUUAAAAGGAAAUAAAGAAACUGAGGAGAAUGACAAUUUAACUUCCGAUGAUGCCAAAGAUGAUUUAAGCCUUCCAACGCAGGAGACCGCCAGAGCGCCCGGGGACGGACAGCCACAAGACACACCCCAGCCCGUAUCCCCUGAUUAUGUAAAUCAAAUUGUGUAUGCAGAAAAUGAUAAUCAUACUGAAGAUGAACCAGAUUAUCAAAAUGAAAUACAAGAAGGCAGUGAAAUGGACAGAAAUGGAGCCAGCCACAGUGUCCAUUUUAACUUUGUGCGAGCGGAGAGUCAAAAAACCAAGCAAAGAUUUCAUACAGAACUAGUGAACAGAUUACGACAGGCGAGUAUCCGCAAGCACUAUUAUGUCAAUCAAGAUGAACUCCACAAGCAACGAGAAACUGAGCGAACUAAAGGUCCCAAAAAGAAGAAACUACAUCGUCAGUAUCCAAAUCCGAUAUAUAACAGGAGCACGGACAACCUUAACCAAAUGUAGACCCACCCACUUCA
Messenger RNA from Periophthalmus magnuspinnatus, 1019 nucleotides. RefSeq lists its product as uncharacterized. Gene Ontology annotation, cellular component: external side of plasma membrane. The record is from RefSeq and is a predicted model, not a curated record. Lineage: Eukaryota; Metazoa; Chordata; Actinopteri; Gobiiformes; Gobiidae. Gene Ontology annotation, biological process: immune response; positive regulation of T cell proliferation; T cell costimulation. The transcript has 11 exons. Bases 1 to 1005 code for a protein of 334 amino acids.